GUCUGGCCUAGGUAAAUUACCUACCUACUACCUACCUAGACUGCUCUACUCUGCUCUGCUCUGCCCGGCUCGGCUCUGCUGCUGGACCAACAGGAAUGCCCACCAGUGCCCAGGCUAAGGUAGUCAUCAUCCCAUCCCCAGGUGGGCAAGGUAAUUUGUAUUCUACACUACUGGUAUUGUUAUUUGGGGACCCUGCUUCUUCUAGCUUCCAUUGUUGUGCUUCUUCCUCACCUCACUCUCUGCUUCUCACUUCACUUAUCCUUAUCCUUAUCCUCCCUCAUAUCUGGCUUCAUCUUUCUUUACAAUUUGCAAAUAUUACUUUGUUGUAAUCUUUGCCCUCUGAGUCUCUCCUUGACAUUUGUCUCCCGCCCGCGUCAGAGCUCUUUAGCCUUAUCGCCCCAUUGCAUCAUCCCAUCCCAAGGCAAGGCGCAUUACAGUACAUUGCUGCAGCCUUCUCCUCCGACUUCGAUCCCUCCUCAUCAAUCAACCUCUCAACCUCACUAGAAACAACAGUCAUGCGUUUCUCAACCCUCUCCCUCCUCGCUCUGCCAGUAUUGGCUGCUGCGCAAGAGUCCCCUCUCGAGCAAGCAAAGGCUCAAGCCCAGUUCUAUUUCGACAAGAUCGCAUCUUACAUUCCAAACCCUAACAAGGCGCACACUCCUGAGGCUGCCGCUGCUAAGGCUGGAGGUAGGACAUUGAACAUCUUGACCCUCGGCGACUGGGAGAAGACCAUCCGCUCAAGUGUCAAGCCGGCAGCCACUACCCCAGAGGAGUGGUGGGUUCUCGUUACUGGAGGAAACACCACUUGCUUUGGCCAGUGUGCUAAAAUGGAGAAAGCAUUCAAUGAGACUGCUCUCUUGUGGACCGCCAACCCAGCUGCUCCUCACUUGGCCUACUUGAACUGCGACAACCAGCCAGUUCUCUGCAACUCGUGGAGCGCCGGACCUCCAGCACUUUGGAUCUUGGAUGUUCUCCCCAAGCCAGCUCCUGUCACUAUCCGAACCCGGAGACUGAAUACUACCACCACCGAGGUCAAGACCUUCACAGAUCUCCUCUCCAGCCAAUCUUACAAGGAGUUGGAGGUCUACGAGGGUGUCUUCCACCCAUUCGACGGCUUCUUCGCUAAGAACCACCUCGCCGUUCCUCUUGGAUACUUCUUCUGGGUCUUCGCUGUCAUCCCCUCAUGGUUGUUCAUGAUCGGUAUUUCCUUUGCGAGCAGAACCAUCAUGUUAGUAGUCAGCUAUGAGAAAUGAAGACUGUAUACUGACUACAUUUACAGGAGCAACAGAGCAGCCGCACCCCAAGGUCGCAGACCAGCCGCCCCAGCUACUGCAGCUCGUGUAAGUAAUUCCAUGCAAGGAAAACAUCCGCUUCUAGCUAACUAGAGACUAGUAAAACUUCGUUGACGAGGAAGGGAUACAUCUCCCAAAAGGAAACUGGUUAGGUUGGAUACGGAACUCUGCUUCAUCUUGUCAUGUCGGGAGACGAUUAUAUAGUGAUCAUAAUUUCCAUUGGGUAUCAAAAACUCCUGUAAUGCUGUAGAAAUCAAAACAUUGAACAAAAU
Molecule: messenger RNA, 1564 nt
Organism: Cadophora gregata
Lineage: Eukaryota; Fungi; Ascomycota; Leotiomycetes; Helotiales; Ploettnerulaceae
Exons: 1
Coding region: 516-1253 (245 amino acids)
Source: RefSeq, a predicted model, not a curated record